Molecule: messenger RNA, 1038 nt
Organism: Raphanus sativus (radish)
Lineage: Eukaryota; Viridiplantae; Streptophyta; Magnoliopsida; Brassicales; Brassicaceae
Exons: 6
Coding region: 1-1038 (345 amino acids)
Cellular component (GO): lysosome
Molecular function (GO): cysteine-type endopeptidase activity
Source: RefSeq, a predicted model, not a curated record
AUGUCGCAAACAUGUGGAGUGCUUGUUGAUGUCCCUGAUGAAAUUUUACCCAUCUUUGAUAAGAUUAUCGCGUUGACUGACCCAGAGUUUCAACCAUUAGUUGCUGAUAUCCUUAGUAUGGUGCCCCAUGACAUCUUACUAGGUAUAAUGAAAUCUAAACCUGAUUCUAAAGUGAGAAUCCUCGAGUGUAUUAACAAUGUAGAUGGAAAAACAAAGCAUGUGAGAUAUGCAUCUUGGGUCAAACGUGGGCUCAUGCCCAAAUGCCUAGACGGUGUGGAUUGGGCAACCAUUAUGGGGGAAGUGGAAGACCAACUAGAUCACGAUAUUUGUUGGGCUGUGGUUGCGAGCGAGCUUAUAAGGGCUGUGAUACUGAUAGAGAGACCUGGCACAGACCCUAACAUAAGAUUUUCCAUUCAAGAUUUGGUUGAUCACACAGACCCGGUGGAACGAAGAAACAUUAAAGCAUCAGGUCACUACUGCUACACUUCAAGUAUCAACAGAGGCAUGAAAUACGUGAUGGAAAAUGGAAUUCUAACUGAAGAAGAUAGACCAUUUUCGGGAUGUCCUAAAGAUAUUCCUGACCGGCAACAGUCAGAACUAAGUUACAUCAAAGACUUCAAAAGAUUACAUACAGCCGACGAGGCGCUUCUCCAGCUUAAGCACCAACCAAUAGGAGCAGCUGUUGCAAUGUUUUACCCAGAGUUCAAUGAGAUUGGAGAAAAUAUGUAUCGGGGCCCUGUCCUUCAAAAUUCGAGGCUCAUAGGACUACAUGCAGUUUCUUUAGUCAAAGCAGGUGUGAAGAACGGGGAAAGAUACAUAAGGGUGAGAUCGAGUAAUGGUGAAAAUAUUGGAUUCAAAGGCUACUUGGACGUCUCUUUAGAUGUCAUGUUUGCAUAUGUACCCACUCCGGGUGAAGAGACUGACAGUUUGGCGCAAAAAUACUUUGCUGAACCGAGCCCACUUCUCAGAAGAUUCAGCUAUCCGAGAUUAUUCAAACGUGCUGAGGAGGAGAAGAGGCGGAGGAAGAGUGGCAGAUAG